AUGGCACCAAGGCAGUUGCCGGAAUGGACGAUUGUGGAUUUCAUACAUAGAGGGCCAUGGUGGCGGAAUCACGGCAUUCUCAUGCUUAAUCUCUGUCUAUGCAUCCCUCUGAUGACAUCAGCUGUCAACGGUUUGGAUUCCUCAAUGGUCAACGGUCUCCAAAUCAUCCCCGACUGGCAGGAAUAUUUCAAGCAUCCGACAGGGAUCGCCUUGGGAUUAAUUAAUUCAGCGCAGAGCAUCGGUGGUUUACUGGGCUUGCCACUAACACCACUGGCUUCGGAUAAUCUGGGUCGGCGGGCAGCUCUCUUCAUCGGCUCAGUGAUCAUGCUUGCUGGCGUCGCCCUUCAAUGCGCUUCUACCAACGUCCAAAUGUUCAUCGGUUCACGCGUAAUGAUCGGAGUAGGGUUAACGUUCUCACUUAACGCCGCGCCGCUGCUCCUCAUCGAACUGGCAUAUCCAACACAGCGAGGAAAGAUCACCUCGAUAUACAAUUCGAGUUGGUAUCUUGGAAGUAUCGUUUCCGCUUGGUCGUGUUUCGCUUCCUAUGAUCAAGCGAGCGGGAGUAUGUGGUCAUGGCGUGUACCGACCCUUAUUCAGGCUGCUGCGCCAUUGCUCCAGGUCAUUCUCAUUUGGCUCCUCCCAGAGAGUCCUCGAUUCCUUGUAUCUAAAGGCUUAGAGGGACAAGCUGCCCGUACAUUGGCGAAGUAUCAUGCCAACGGUGGCGACGAACGCGACCCGCUUGUUGUGUUUGAGAUCGCUCAGAUAAGGCAUGCCUUGCGGAUGGAAGAAGAAAUCAACAAGAGCACCAGCUGGUAUAGCUUGGUUUCAACUCCUGGGAAUCGAAAGCGCCUACGCAUCAUCGUCGCGAUCGCUCUAUUUUCUCAAUGGAGUGGUAACGGUCUGGUGUCGUAUUACAUCAACCUAGUCCUUGAAGGUGUCGGCAUUUCCAGUACACGCACCAAAGCGGCAAUCAACGGAGGCUUGCAAGUAUUCAACUUCUUCAUCGCUAUCACGGCAGCCAUGCUCGUUGACUGGGUCGGCCGUCGCACACUCUUUAUUGCAUCGAAUGCUGGGAUGCUUAUAACUUUCUCGAUGUGGACAUUGACCACGGCGCUUUUCAGCGAAUUAAACAACACUGCUGCUGCAAAAGCAACAAUUCCUCUCAUUUUUAUUUUCUAUCUUUUCUACGACAUUGCCUACACGCCUAUGCUCGUUGCGUAUACCCUGGAAAUUCUGCCGUAUAAAAUUCGUGCAAGAGGGUUCGCUGUCAUGAACUUGACGGUCUAUUUGACAUCCGCUUUCAAUCAAUUCGUCAAUCCAGUAGCAAUUCGAGCGCUCGGAUGGUGGUAUUACUUAGUAUACGUUGGAUGGCUCUUGUUCGAGCUUAUCUUCGUUGUUAUGUGCGUCGUUGAAACGAAAGGGCGUACGCUGGAGGAAACUGCAGCACUCUUCGAUGGGGACCAGCAGCAGCAGGAUUUGGUUCUCAUGGGCGGCGAAGCCGCAACGAUGACAAUGGGCCAGCGGAAUUUCCUUCAACAACACUCAAAACAUGAAGAAGCUCAAGGAGAGCAACAUGAGCUCAGACCACGAAGUUCCUCGUCACAUUCAAGCAUGGCUGUUGCUAUAUGA
Pleurotus ostreatus (oyster mushroom) is the source of this 1629-nucleotide messenger RNA. RefSeq lists its product as uncharacterized. Gene Ontology annotation, cellular component: membrane. Gene Ontology annotation, molecular function: carbohydrate:proton symporter activity. Gene Ontology annotation, biological process: transmembrane transport; carbohydrate transport. The coding region runs from base 1 to 1629 and encodes 542 amino acids. The record is from RefSeq and is a predicted model, not a curated record. Lineage: Eukaryota; Fungi; Basidiomycota; Agaricomycetes; Agaricales; Pleurotaceae. The transcript has 14 exons.